Messenger RNA from Pocillopora meandrina, 1833 nucleotides. The record is from the annotation of a GenBank genome assembly. NCBI's taxonomy places the organism in Eukaryota, Metazoa, Cnidaria, Anthozoa, Scleractinia, Pocilloporidae.
AUGGAAAUCAAAAUUCAAAGUGUACUUCCGCUUUUUCUUAUCCCUUUGAUUGCCUCUUCUACCAGCGUUUGCGAAAAAAAACCCAGCCUUAUACAGUGUAUCGCUCUGAGAAACCAGUUCAUUUUGCCACUCAAGGACAGUUGUAAUCCAUUGAAGAAAAACUGCGACACAGGAGACUUGGUCGAUCCAAGAGUUGCCAACUGCCAUUUAGAAUUCAGUGGGAACGUGUUUCAUUCUUUGCUGGACGGAUUUAAAAUGAGUUAUGGGUACAGAUGCUUUCCCAUCGUUCCGGACCCUAAUAUGUUUCACAGGCGGAAUGUCGGGCCAAGUUAUGGGGAACCCCGCUGUGUUCCCACUAAACUUGAUAAACAUGGAAGCUUCAUUUGCGGGGAACACGGAACACGAUGUGUGUGCGAUGCUCCUGCAGAAUAUAACUCAUAUGGGACACAAUGGUUGAGGAACAACUGUAGGUGUGUAACUAAGAAGUAAGAGGAGGGGUUGAGAUAGAAUUAAAAGGGAUGGGGUAUAAGGGAAUAAUUUAAAGUAAAUUUUAUUGUUUGCUAAGGAUGGAAAUUUAAUGGAGAACUCUUCUGAAACCGAGAGAAUGUUUUUAAUCACCGUUUGAAGUUCUUUUUUAAGUUUUUGUGGCAUACUCUGCUUUCUCUGCUAAAUGGGUAAAGUGAUAUAGCUUAUUCGAGGCGGUCACUUGGUGGGAAUGAGCAGAAAAGCAGGCGAAUGACGAGUGGCGAUCGAAUGACAUAACACUGACUUCCCCUCUCUCAAUGAUUGCUCGCCAGUUUAGUAUGCGCGGUGAGCAGUACAGGAAAUGUGAGUUAGUAGACCUCUGACUAUCACAUUACAGCUAUUUGUUAAUUAAUAUUUACUUAAAUUCUUCUCUUCCUAACUUCCAGGUGUCAGUAUUUUGUGAAUCUUUGCCGUAUUCCUAAAGUCUGCGCGAGUCGUGGGAUUUGCAAAAUGUGGGGAUCCGAACUGCGCUGUGAAUGCCCUGCUGACAAAGAGCAAUGCAGGCCCGGAAUAAACCAGUGUAAAGCUAAUCCGGGACUUUGCUUGGACGAGGGCAAGAUUUGCAUCGAACUCUAUGAUACAAACGUAGGCUGGCUGAUUGGAAAUGAACAGAAAGGCGAUGGCUUUGCCUGCAUUUUAGCGGGGACUGUAAAGUCUCUAGUGACCGUCACACAUUACUGCGAUAUCUCCCAAGAAACAUUCAGUAGAAUCGGAGGAGUAGAGCCUAAGAAUGAGUUAGACUUGUGCUGCUAUCGAAUGCUGACAUGCGCGGGUGGAGAAAGCAUUCCAAAGAAAGGAACCAUUUUCAGCUACAGACCGUGUUACUGCAACGUAGAAUUCCGAAAGUGCCUCUUCACGGCCGCCUUUGAUCCCAAGUUUAAGGGAAACGUCGAGCAGAUGGUUGAAGUAUUAAACAACUUGGCGCAUUGCAUCAUUGACGACGGCGUCCAGUGUGAUCCUGUGCGUCCCUGGACUUGCCAGAAAGGUGACCUUAUCAAUCCUAAAUUUGCACAUUGUGCUAUUGACUGUAGAACAGGCCCAGUACUGCCAAUCUGGGCUCGAGCCUGUGCCCUUCGACAAUGCAAGCCACCUUACCAUCGCGAAAAUCUUAGGAUUAUAGACGUACCACGCAUGGAGGAAAGCUCAAUUUGUAAGCCUGUAGAGGACCUGCCAAUAUUGUGCGGAAAUAGAGAAACGAACACCAGAUGUGUUUGCGACGGUAAGCCGAGCAGAUCAGAUUUCACCGACAGAUGCCGAUGCCAGUAUUGGCCGGACCGAUGGGAAGAAAGACAGUCUAAAGAAAAGUAA